Molecule: messenger RNA, 1122 nt
Organism: Penicillium waksmanii
Lineage: Eukaryota; Fungi; Ascomycota; Eurotiomycetes; Eurotiales; Aspergillaceae
Product: ankyrin repeat domain-containing protein
Exons: 1
Coding region: 1-1122 (373 amino acids)
Molecular function (GO): protein binding
Source: RefSeq, a predicted model, not a curated record
AUGGAACUCCUCGGAUUACCCUUCGAAUUGAUCCUAGAGAUUUGGGACUCUCUAGAGACACUUUCCGAGAAAGAUGUCUUUACUCGAACUUGCAGACAUUUUUAUGAUAACUUCAACCACCGCCUAUAUUGCCAAGCCGUGACACAAGGACGCCGCGAGGGCGUCAAUCGGGCCGUACGCCUGUGCGGAGGAUCCACCUUGAAGAAGAUGCUAGAUGCUGGCCUUGACCCGAACGAUUCGUUCUGGGGUGAAGAGCCCCUAUUAGGAAGAGCAGUCGAAGCGGGCCUCACGGAAAACGCAAGAGUCCUUAUCGAUGCUGGAGCGAAUGUCAACGCCACAGAACGAUUCGGCAACUCAGUCGCAUCUUCGGCAGUUUUCAAUGGACAUGCGGAAACACUCAGUCUAUUAUUUGAGAAGGGGUUAUCGAUAGACUUUCGAGUCUAUGAAGAGCCGCCGCUCUUGGCAGCCGUUCAAUACAGUUAUGAGAAUAUCGUCGAGAUUCUACUGGCAAACAACGCCGACGUUGAUGAGCCUGGGACCGAGGAUGCAAUGAAUGGAACUCCCUUGGCAUGGGCUGCACGGCGUUCCAAAGAAGUGAUCUUUCAUCGGCUCUUACGAGCUGGGGCCAAAAGAGAUUUCACUAGUCCGAGAAAUGAGACUCUCCUACAUUGGGCGGUCCUGGGUGGAAAUGAGCGCAUCGUGUCGACACUACUAGAGGAGGGUGCUGAUCCUCACGUAGUAGACAGCGCCGGAUAUUCACCAUUGGCAUGGGCAUGCCGAGCCCGCGAAAACUCUCGGAAUCCAGAAGUCGUCAGACUUCUAUUACAGCAGAAUGUUAACACAGAGAAUAAAAGCAACGCACUUGCCGACACCCCGCUGUCGCUUGCUGCACGAACUGGCUUUACCGAGGCGGUUCGCCUCCUGCUGGGGAGAAAUGCGAACCAAUCGGUAAAGAACGCGUGGGGCCAGACGCCUCUUCUCUAUGCUGUCACAAAGGGAUAUGCGGACACUGUUCUUGCGUUACUGGAGCAUGCGCAUCGAGAUGAAGUCGGCCCGAGCUGCGAGCAAUUCAUCGAUGAGCCCGACCUAAAGGGCCGAACCCCCCCUGUUUCUUGCGACUAA